Lathyrus sativus (Indian pea) is the source of this 330-nucleotide messenger RNA. NCBI's taxonomy places the organism in Eukaryota, Viridiplantae, Streptophyta, Magnoliopsida, Fabales, Fabaceae. The record is from the annotation of a GenBank genome assembly.
AUGUCUUUUGAACAAAACUUUACUCCUAUAGAAGUUAUGCAAGAGAAUUUGGCAGUCUCAAACGCAGAUGAGUCUAACGUUGUUGCUUCAAAUGGUCCGAAUGUAGAAAUUAAUUCAACUCCUAAUGAAAUUGAAAGUCCUAUUUCAUGUGAAGUUGACACUGAAGGUCUUAAAAGAAAGCUAACUUCUGAAGUUUGGAACCAUUUCAAAAGGCAAAAAAUAGAUGGAAAGUUGGAGACCAUUUGUAACUAUUGUGGUGCAAAACUCUUGGGUGUUUCAAAACAAGGAACGUCACACUUAAAAUCACACAUUAAGUCUUGUCCACGUUGA